AUGGCGACCGGUAAUGUGAUUCCGGAGAAGUAUGAAACAUUGACACCGAUACUGAAGACUCCUAUCAGUGAUAUAUUUGCGAUUCCACUGUCGCAACAAGGCCGUCCAUGUGGCUUUUUCGAAGCCCAAUUUUUCCGUUGUAUGGAGGCCUACGGCGCAAAACUCGGCCGCAAGUAUUGCGAUCUGGAGCACCGCGACUUCAAAGAAUGUGUUACCAGUGAAAAGCAGUUGAAGGUACCUUUCUUCUUACUGGCUUACUUAUUUUCAAGAUCUUGUGCAGUUAUAACCGAAAGAGUCGGUGUGAGGAAGUGCUGA
Cooperia oncophora is the source of this 315-nucleotide messenger RNA. NCBI's taxonomy places the organism in Eukaryota, Metazoa, Nematoda, Chromadorea, Rhabditida, Trichostrongylidae. The record is from the annotation of a GenBank genome assembly.